CACUGCAGAAUAAAAUAAAUCUGUUUCAUUUUAAUGAAAACUUUUGAGCUAAGCACACCUUCAGUCUGCAAUAUAAAUUGAAAAGUAGCUGUUCUAGAUUCGAAUGGUCUUGAAAGCCUUCUAUAAUGUUUGGUGAGAAAGGCUUAGAACUCAUUAGAGACUUGUACAGGAAUAAAGAUGGACCGAUAACGCCUUACAAUGAAGAUGGAGUUAGACAAGUACUAGAAGAAAUGCAAGUUCUUUACGACUCUAAUCAAAAAGAUGUUGCUGAGUUAGUGAAUCCAGAUUCAGAUCGAAGUAAAAUGGCAGCAGUUAAAAUACGACACAGUGGAUUGGAACGAAACAAGCGUUGCCUGCUGGCCUAUUUGUAUAAUAGACUUCAUAAAAUCAGAGAUAUGAGGUGGGAAUUUGGUAGUGUUUUACCUCCAGAAAUCAAGAGUAAUUUAUCGGAGAAAGAAAUUCAAUGGUUUACGAGAUACAACAGAUCUCUUGCCAACUACAUGCGAUCCAUCGGUGGAAUGGGUGGUCUUGAUCUAACACAGGACAUGACGCCACCCAAGUCAUUAUACAUUGAAGUUAGGUGUGUGGAGGAUCAUGGACAAUUUGAAAUGGAUGAUGGAACUGUGGUUUUGCUAAGAAAAAACAGCCAACAUUUUCUACCUCGAUCACAAUGUGAACAUUUGAUUAGGCAGGGGAUUCUAACUCAUGUCACAUGAAUGGUUGAGCUAAUGCCUUAUUGAUUUGAAUAGGGGUUUUGGUUACCAUGCCAGUGAAGUUGGUGGAUGAAUAUGCAGCCUAGACGACGCUGCAGCAUGUGAUAUUUUCUACUGUACCGAUGGCCAAAUAAUACUUUGUUAGAGCUUUAGGAUGAAAUUUUGUACUUCAUGAGAACAAUAUAUAUCUGUCUGACUU
Molecule: messenger RNA, 912 nt
Organism: Styela clava
Lineage: Eukaryota; Metazoa; Chordata; Ascidiacea; Stolidobranchia; Styelidae
Product: DNA replication complex GINS protein PSF1-like
Biological process (GO): DNA strand elongation involved in mitotic DNA replication; DNA replication
Cellular component (GO): GINS complex
Source: RefSeq, a predicted model, not a curated record